Closterium sp. Naga37s-1 is the source of this 1176-nucleotide messenger RNA. The record is from the annotation of a GenBank genome assembly. Lineage: Eukaryota; Viridiplantae; Streptophyta; Zygnematophyceae; Desmidiales; Closteriaceae.
AUGGCAGUUGAUUCCGCUUCCGCCGGCGAGGCUACUCCCCCCUUCCCUUCCGCCUACUCCGCGCAACUUCCCCUACCUCACGCCCCCGCGUAUCCCCCUGAUCCACGCUUCGCCGCUCAUCCAGGAUAUCAGGCGCCUCCGCCCCCCUACGACAGCGCAGCCGCAGCGUUUCCUCCGCCCGUCCCCCCCUAUGGUUCCGCGCCUCCCCUUCCCCCUGGGGAGGAGGCCUGGCGCCGCAGAGCCAUGCUGAGUGGAGGGGGGGCAGGAGGGGGAGCAGCGGGGGGACUAGGAGCAGCAGCGGGAGGAGCAUCGGCGAGUCCACGAGCGGCAGAGAGAUCGCCAUCUCCUCCUAAGUCUGACGGGUUUGCCAUGCCCAAGAAUUCCGGCGACGGGUUGACAGCAGCAGAGCGGAUGAUGAUGAAGAUGGGAUGGAAGGCUGGGCAAGGGCUGGGUAAGCAGGAGCAGGGUAUCACCACGCCUCUCAUGGCAAAGAAGACGGACAAGCACGGAGGAGUGAUUGUGGCUGCCAAGCCGCUCAAGAAAGGUGGUGGAGGGGAGGGAGGGGAGAAUAAUGCUGCUGGUGCUGGUGGGAAGAGGGCGAAGCUGGGCGGUGUGGCACUCAACGGGCCUCCAUCGAAGGUUGUCCUGCUAAGAAACAUGGUUGGUCCUGGAGAGGUGGAUGCAGAGUUGGAAGAGGAAGUGGCAGGCGCGGAAGGGACUAUGUAUGCAACUGAGCCUGAAGACCUGGGCUGCGUCAUUCAGGCGGCGAUUGAAUCAUCGUCAGCUUGUCAAGGAAUUAUGUUUCUGACAACAGGGGAGAUCCAACCAGGGAGCAUGUACGAGACGCUGCUGGCUCAGACGGUCCUUCUUAAUGACGUCCAGUUUUCGGUCCUCAUAUGCAACAGUGAUGGGAGCACAACUGCUAAUGUAGAUCAGGCUCUGUUGCGAAUCAACAAAGCGCGGGUGAAAUUGGUCACCACCUCAAACUCAUUAGUUAGGAGAGAGUCGUAUAACCAAGCAAUGCAGUUCUAUGGGCUUCGGUGGAGCACCAAUUCUUCUUCUCUUGGUGCUUGCUGGGUUCCGCGCAAGGGUGUGAUGUUCAACAUCAUGUUCCAGUCCAUCACAGAGAGGAACAUAGCCAUUCAAGUAGCAAAGACCUACGCCAGCAAGCUGAAG